This is a messenger RNA of Penicillium nucicola, 7131 nucleotides long. RefSeq names its product alpha-1,3-glucan synthase Ags3 (gene ags3). Gene Ontology annotation, cellular component: fungal-type cell wall. The transcript is spliced from 4 exons. The coding region runs from base 1 to 7131 and encodes 2376 amino acids. Gene Ontology annotation, molecular function: alpha-1,3-glucan synthase activity. The record is from RefSeq and is a predicted model, not a curated record. Gene Ontology annotation, biological process: fungal-type cell wall (1->3)-alpha-glucan biosynthetic process. NCBI's taxonomy places the organism in Eukaryota, Fungi, Ascomycota, Eurotiomycetes, Eurotiales, Aspergillaceae.
AUGCACCUCUCGGCAUUUCUCAUCCUCUCGUUUCUGAGCGUUCAUGCGUUAUGUUGGCCAUAUACCGAGUCGCUCGCUGAGUACAACCUGAACGAAAACAAAUCCGCCGAAGCCCCCAUCGAUUAUUGGGGAGUAUGGCCAGAUCACGAUUAUCAUCCCUCACCAGACAACUGGCGCUUUCCCAUCUAUACCAUCUUCCUGGAUCGGAUCUCCAACGGCGACCCAACAAAUGACGAUAUUAACGGAACAACAUUUGAGCAUGUGGUCAACUCCAAUCAGAUGCGUCACGGAGGCGAUCUCGAGGGCUUGAUUGACACGCUGGACUAUAUCCAGGGCAUGGGCUUUAAAGCUAUCUAUUUCGCCGGCACCUAUUUAAUGAACCUCCCGUGGGCGUACGAUGGCUACUCGCCGGUUGAUACCACCCUUCUCGACAUGCAUUUCGGUACGCUCGAGGACUGGAGACGAACUAUUACCGAGAUCCAUAACCGGGAUAUGUACGUGCUGGUGGAUAACACGUUGUCAACGAUGAGUAACUUGGUGGGAUUCAAAGGCCAUCUGAACGAUUCAGCCGAUUUCCGUGCGCACGAGUACGAAGUUGAAUGGGUCACCGACAGAAAGUAUGCUGAUUUUCAAUUUGGGAAUGAGUAUAAUGAGACUUGCAACUAUCCCAAGUUUUGGAAUGAGACAGGUGAUCCGUUAACUUCCGGCGGAGUCCAAGACCUCAAGGGUUGCUAUAACAGCGACUUUGAUCAAUAUGGAGAGCUGGAAGCGUUCGGAAACUUCCCAGACUGGCAGCGUCAACUAACCAAGUUUGCCUCGGUGCAGGAUCGCCUGCGCGAAUGGCACAAGCCGGUCCGCGACGUUCUCACAAGACAUUCAUGCUUCCAAAUUGCCAGUCUGGACGUUGACGGAUUUCGGUUUGAUAAAGCCGUUCAGUCAACCCUCGAACCCCUGAGUGAGAUGACGUCCUUUUAUCGCGAAUGUGCGAAGCGAUUCGGCAAGGACAACUUCUUCCUUCCUGGUGAAAUCACGUCCGGAGAUACCUUUGGCAGUUUGUACCUCGGCCGUGGGCGUCAACCAGAUCAGCGCCCAAAGGAUGCAGGUAGUGGUGCGAAGCUGACGAACAAUUCGGAUUCGCAUUUCCUCCGAGACGAUGGAUUGCAAGCAUUAGAUGCCUCCGCAUUUCACUAUACCAUAUACCGUUCAAUGACCCGGUUCCUAGGCAUGGAUGGUAACCUGGUCGCCGGAUUCGACUUACCGACCGACUUCAUCGAGGCCUGGAAUGAGAUGCUUCGGUCAAACGACUUUCUGAAUGCAUUUACUGGAGAACUGGAUCCAAGGCACAUGUAUGGCGUAUCAAAUCAAGAUAACUUUCGCUGGCCGGCUGUCAAGAACGGCACUGACAAGUUCCUUCUUGGUCUGUACAUUGUGUCAUUGGAGCUUCCGGGAAUUCCUCUCGUUCUUUGGGGCGAAGAGCAGGCCAUGUAUGUGUUUGAUGCAACUGCAUCCAACUACAUGUUUGGGCGACAGCCCAUGACUUACCAAACCGCUUGGUGGACACAGGGCUGUUUCAAUCUCAACACCUCCAAGUUCUACGAUUUCCCCAUCGAAAAGGGUCUCCAUGGAUGCAACGAUAUCACAGUCACCUAUGAUCAACGAAAUCCCGCCCACCCGAUUCGCAACAUCAUGAAGAGAAUGUUCGAGAUCAGAACUCAAUACCCAGUUGCCAAUGAUGGCCUGUAUCUGGAGACCCUCUCGCAGCUCACGAAAGAUAUCUUCCUUCCUGGUUCUUCCACUACUCCCACCGUUACUGGACUAUGGUCAGUGCUCCGAAGCUACUUCCCCGAGGUCCAAAAGGAGGCAUCUACAGCUUCCGAUGGGAAUGGAACACUUUGGCUGGUGUAUCAAAAUGGAAAUAAAACAGAGACUUAUGGUGGCAAUUGCACCAACAAAAACACAGCAUUGUUGGCCCCAUUCAAGUCAGGCACAAAGCUGACGAAUCUCUUUUAUCCUUAUGAAGAGCUCACUUUGAGUGACGGCCCUGAUGGCCAAUCUGAGGAUGGCUAUGGAUGUGUCUCUCGCAUGAAGCUGUUGCCGUGGGAAUUUCGAGCAUAUAUCGAGUCCAGCAACUUUGUUGAGCCUGGUCCAACAGUCACCGAAUUUCUCCCUGGACACGACGCUCGCUUUCUUUCUACGAAGGAUGACGGUGAAACUAUUCCAGUUCAACUUGGGUACUCUAAAGAAAUGAAUUGUGACAGCAUCACCAAGGCGAUUGUUCUCAAUUCAAUGACAGAAAAAGGCAUCAACGCCUCUCUUGAUACUUCCAGUGUCAAGUGUACCAAUGUCUCCGCCAGAACGAGCAGUGAAUCAUACGUUGGCGAGGUUCCAACCGUUUGGACAUGGUCUGCACAGUUGAGCAACGCUCACCAUGGUAUUCACCAGCUGACAGUCAACAAUGUUUCCUCGUCUGGAUUACACACCAACUCAGUCGACAAAUUUCUGCUGCGAGUCGGUGCUCAGAGCAACCCAUUAAUGUCUCCGCUUGCCAAUUACUCUUCCACACUGGUCCAAAAGUCCAAUGACCGCUUCUACAUUCAGCACAAUGCGGCCGGCGCCGAUCGAUUCCGCUACUCAUCUGACUUUGGACGAAGUUGGUCAGAAUGGACGGCGUACUCGGGUGGGAAUACCACAGUUCAUAUUCCGGCUUGGACAGGCACAGAUAAUCAAAAGUGGACGGGAACUCAUAUCCGUGUCCAGUACUUCUCUAGGCUCACUGGAAGUAGUGACUAUAUACAGGAAGGUGACUAUGACUGGGAUGAUACAACUCGAAGAUUCCCUCAUCUCUGGUGGAACGGUCCAUAUAACCAGUAUGGUUACGAUGCAGGACUGGAAAGCAGGAUGGAGUAUGACACCGACUCGUCUAGUUGGAGAUACGACUUUGUCUAUGAGUGGCCCGCUAUCGGGCAGCUGAAUGUUUGGGGAACCGACAAUGAUGGCAUACCAGAUACGACAGAAGUUUACGGAGAUGUGGACAGCUCCUCUGUCGUCAAAAAGCUUCCUCCGUCGUAUCUGUCGUCCAACGUCAUCAACAUCACCACUUUGCCUCCAUUCCCGCAUCUGGGAUGGACCAUCUCUCUCAAUGAUGGCAACUUGAGGUAUCAGCUAAUUCCGGUUGGAUCAGGAUGGGUCCAGCUUGUGCUCUUCAUCCUCUUAUGGGUUCUUCCGAUCCUGAUGGGGUUAGCCGGUGUUCUCAUCUUUAUCCGAACGUUCUAUCGUGUGAAGCUCAAUAAAGACGGGAACGUGCCCAAAGGUGGAAAGUUUCCGAUCAUGUUCUGGCGGAGAGUUAAGGACAAGGUCGCCGGGGAUGAUGAAUCUCUAAAGGCGCCGUCAGACACGGCGGUGUCGACUGACAUUGCUGUCGCGGGCGCAUCCAGCCAACGACGGACAGUCUUGAUUGCAACAAUGGAAUACGACAUUCAAGACUGGGGCUUGAAAGUCAAAAUCGGAGGUCUCGGUGUCAUGGCUCAGCUCAUGUCACAGAACUUGAAGCAUCAGAAUUUGAUUUGGGUGGUGCCAUGUGUCGGUGAUAUCGACUAUCCCGAAGAUACGCCCGUUGAGCCAUACGUGAUUACCAUUCUCGACAACCCAUACUUGGUGCAAGUGCAGUACCACGUUGUCGAAAACAUCACUUAUGUCUUGCUUGAUGCCCCCGUCUUUCGUCAACAGACCAAGGCAGAGCCUUAUCCUCCUCGCAUGGACGACCUUGACAGUGCAGUCUACUACUCGGCAUGGAACCAGUGCAUUGCGGAGACAAUGAGACGCUCGCCCACAAUCGAUCUUUACCAUAUCAACGAUUUCCAUGGGUGUCUAGCGCCACUGUAUCUGUUGCCAACUCGCACCAUCCCGGUUUGUCUGUCGUUGCACAACGCAGAGUUUCAAGGCUUAUGGGCUCUGCGAACUUUGCAAGAGAAGAAAGAAGUUUGCUCAGUGUUCAACAUUCCACUUGACAUUGCAACCAAGUACUGCCAGUUCGGAAAUGUGUUCAACUUACUACAUACCGGUGCUAGCUAUCUAAGAUACCAUCAACGCGGCUUUGGUGCAGUGGGUGUCUCUCAGAAGUAUGGAAAGCGGUCAUGGGCGAGAUAUCCAAUCUUCUGGAGUCUUGAAAAGAUUGGCAGUCUUCCAAAUCCAGACCCUUCCGAUACAGGUGCUUUAGGAGAUAACCCUGAAGCGGAGGCCCACGUUCAGUCUUACGAUGAACGUAUCCACGAGAAGUUACAGGCACAAAGGUGGGCUGGUCUUACUGAAGAUCGCAACGCGGACUUAUUGGUAUUCGUUGGACGAUGGUCAAAGCAAAAGGGCGUGGACUUGAUUGCCGACGUUAUGCCAGCGGUUUUGUCCGCGAGACCGCAGGUCCAGCUAAUCUGUAUUGGUCCUAUCAUUGACUUGUAUGGCAGGCUGGCCGCUAUUAAGCUAGAGCGCAUCAUGGAAAUGUUCCCAGGGCGUGUGUUCUCCAAGCCAGAGUUUACGGUCUUGCCCCCCUAUGUAUUUUCUGGUGCGGACUUUGCCUUGAUUCCAUCCAGAGACGAGCCAUUCGGACUUAUUGCCGUUGAAUUUGGUCGAAAGGGAGCUCUUGGAAUUGGUUCUCGCAUUGGAGGUCUUGGCCAAAUGCCCGGAUGGUGGUACACUGUGGAAUCAGACUCGGCGCGUCAUCUUCUGCAUCAACUUAGGACUGCGAUCAAAUCCGCUCUUGACUCGUCAGAAGAGACUCGUGCAGAAAUGCGUGCCAACUCUGCCAAGCAGCGAUUCCCCGUUCUUGAAUGGACUCAGAAACUUGAAGUCUUACAGCGAACUGCAAUCCACAUUCACCACACAAAGAACCAAAAUACCGCUCCAGGUCCACCUGGGUCCAAGAUUUACUCUGAGAUGCAAGGCAUGCGAUUCUCAACAGUAGCCCUUCCAAGAUUCAACAUGUCUCUGGCAGAAGGCCUGGACUCGCCACCUGCGAGAUCCUCGCAGCUCGGCCAUCCUUCUCUUCAAGAACUACAGGCAGCUGAACUUCGAGGUACGGAAAGCAACAGGAGCAGCAUGCUUGGUCGCAAGCUCUCACUUGGUCAAAGGGCGGGCCCAGGCCAAGGCAGAAAGCGCCUAGUCAAAAAGUCGCUGCGUGACAGUCAAGUGUUUGACCAGCGUGCGGAAAGUGAUACUACUGACGGUGAAGAUGAAGGCACGGACACACCGCAAGAGGAUUACAUUUCCCCUGAAGAGGCUGUUGCAGCUGUGAACCGAGCUCUCGGCUCUCAGGAAGUUGGUCACUAUCGAAAUAACAGUUCUCAUUCUCCACGUGGAUCUGAGAUAUCUACUCCGGACUCAUCACGGUUCGUCUCGCGGGAGUCGUCCCCGGUGAGAACUCCUCUCCCUCACACCCGCAAUGUGUCUGUUCUGUCUUUGCCUUCGGUAAUCGGCGACCAUGACCAAUCUGUCUUCGAGCUCCAAAAGGUUGAUCCAACCUUCACUGAUAGUAUGGGUCAUUUCACGCGACACUUCGAAAGUCUUUUGACCAACCUGAAUAUGAAAAACUCGAUUACGGACUACUGCAUUGAAAAUUACUUGAUGAAGAGCGAACGAAAAUUCUUCAACAUGUACAAUGAUGCGCAGCUGAAGGUUCAGCCUAAAGAACGUGCACUUGAUGAGGCCUCUUCAGACGAUGUUCCCGAUAACACGGUAUAUACUCGAGUUUCUCGGGUUCCUGGAGUAUCUGAUUCCAAGGAUGUUGGUGAACUUGAUGAAUGGCUCGCUCGAUUGGGAUACAAGAGACCAAUUGCCAUCCAGCGAUUUAUGCGACGGCGUAUUGGAAAUUGGCCCGUCUAUGCUCUCUUCCUCGGUCUUGGCCAGAUCAUUGCGACAAAUUCGGCACAGAUCACUCUCCUUGUUGGUCAGGUAGGUGAGACUGCUGUCAAGCUCUAUGUCAUUGCCACAAUCUACUGUAUCUCCACUGUCGUUUGGUGGUUCCUCUUCUAUCGUUUCCCGUCCGUGAUUGUGCUCAGUCUCCCAUGGCUACUAUACUCCUUGGCCUUCAUUGUCAUCGGCGUUUCACCUUACGGUAUCACCAGUCUUGGUCGAGCAUGGGCACAAAACGUUGCUGCGGGUAUCUACGCUGCUGCUUCCUCUAGUGGAUCUCUGUUCUUUGCCCUGAACUUUGGUGACCAGGGUGCGGUUCCAGUGAAAGAUUGGAUGUUCCGAGCAAGUUUUAUUCAGGGAAUCCAACAGAUCUACACUGUUGCCCUCUGGUACUGGAGCUCCAAAGUUACUGCAGUGGAAGUUGGGGGCGUUUCUUCGGCGACUUUGAACACAUGGAAACUCACUGCUGUGGUGAUGCCAAUCGCUGCGAUUUGUUUUGCCGUGGGAGUGAUACUUGCACUUGGCCUACCCAAAUACUACCGUCAAUCACCCGGAAAGGUUUUGUUCUUUGACACGUCACUGUUCCGCCGGCGCAUUGUUCUUUGGUUCUUCUUCAUGGUCAUUAUUCAGAACUGGUUCCUUGCCGCGGCAUUCGGUCGCAACUGGUCAUUUUUGUGGUCGUCCAAACAUGCAAAGACAUGGGAAGUCGUGCUUCUUGUGGUUUUCUUCUUCAUCAUUCUUUGGGUUGCUGCGCUAUUCAUGUUCCGAUUCCUGUCUAAGGAGCACAGUUGGAUCUUACCCGUUUUUGGACUAAGUGUCGGCGCACCACGCUGGGCGCAAACCUGGUGGGGAACGUCAAACAUCGGUUUCUAUCUCCCGUGGGCGGGAGGUCUGACUUCCGGGGCUCUCGCCUCUCGUUGUGUCUGGCUGUGGCUCGGUUUCCUUGACGAAAUCCAACAAGUCGGCCUGGGAAUGAUUCUCUUACAAACCCUCACCCGGGUUCAUGUAUGUUUUGUUCUACUUGUUGCGCAGUUCCUUGGGUCCGUUGCCACUAUUUGUGCUCGUGGAUUUGCUCCGAACAAGCUUGGACCGGCAGGCAUCUCUCCCGAUGUGGGCUCGUCGGCAGACAAAGUUGCCAAUGCGUGGUUCUGGAUUGCCCUUUUCUUCCAACUCUUAGCCAGCUUUGGGUUCCUUCUCUUCUAUCGACGGGAGCAACUUAAUCGACCUUAA